AUGUACUACAAGUCACUCUUCCCUGAUCUGCCAAAGGUCCCUGAAUCAAACAUCCACCACUUUCUCUUCGACCGGCCUGAGCAGCGAGCGUGGCCAGAUUACACAUUGUUCGUCAAUGCGGCUACCGGCCAGCGGCGUUCGUUCAUGGAAUUUGUCGAUCGUGUCCGCGAUGGCGCUACUGCACUAGGUGCCGAUGUGGUGCAAGGUGGUCUAGGUCUUCAUCCAGAAAAUGGAGAUCUUGUAGGCAUUCUGAGCGAGAACUCCUUAGAAUAUAUCGCUUUGGUGCAUUCGCUGUUAGCUAUCACAGUUCCAUUUGCACUGUUCUCAUCGUAUUCUACACCUCACGAAUUCGAAGCCAUCAGUUCCCUCGCGCAGGCAACUAGGAUUUUUUCCAGUCCCUCAUUGCUGCCACUCGCCUUAACCUCAGGUCUCCCCAAAGAUCGGAUCUACAUCCUAGAGGGAGAACGUGAUGGUUACACAAGUUACUACCAGCUCGUCUCCUCUGCUCGCAGGAAUAACAUCCCACGGCUGCCAGUCCGUUAUGCUAAUAAGGAUACUCUGGCCUUUCUGGUUUUUUCCAGCGGAACAAGCGGUUUACCCAAAGCCGUCAUGAUAUCCCAUGGAAAUAUCAUCGAUACUCUCCUAGGACUGAUACCACCGGUAUGGAGCACCCCUGAGGGGCUUGAGGUUCGCUUCUGCAUCCUCCCUGUCUACCACUCGUACAGCCUCUACUCGACCUGUUUUAACAUCUUCCUCCAACCUUCCACGAUAGUCAUGCUACCGAAGUGGAAUAUCAAUUUAUUUUUCGACAGUGUCCCGAAAUACUGUAUCACGACGAUAGGCCUCGUCCCAUCGCUUAUACACCAGGUGGUUCACCAUCCCCGUUUCGAAACUGCCGAUUUGAGCUCGAUCAAAAGCAUAGGCAGUAGCGCUGCGCACCUCCCACCUCAACUGGCCGCCCAGCUUUGUGCCCGCUUGCCAGGCAUAGAAAGAAUUAAAGAAGGUUAUGGUUUGUCCGAAUUCCUAACAGUAGCUAUGAAACCCCUGCCUAGCAUGCUCGAUGGACGGGCGAAGAGCAAACCUGGCUCCGUCGGAAUCCUGUUCCCUGGUGUUGAAGCUCGUAUUCUCCGUCCUGAUGGAUCUCUCGCGGGUCCAAAUGAGGCGGGUGAAAUCUUUGUACGCAGGGGCCACAUGGUGCUUGGAUACAAAGGAAAUAUCAAGGCGACACAAGAGACAUUCGUCGAUGGGUGGCUGCGUACGGGCGACCGGAUGCGGAUUGAUGAGGACGGAGUGCUUUUCUUUGAGGACCGCAUCAAGGCAAGCUUGUGUCAUCUAUGUAUCAUUAUUGACGACACACUCAAAAUUUCGGGGAUGCAAGUUUCCCUUGUCGAAAUCGAGAACACACUUCUGGCGCAGUCGGACAAGCUAGUCGUCGAUGUAUGUGUUGCAGGUGUUUCGGGCGGGCGUACCUCAGACGAACGUGUCCCGCGAGCAUGGAUCGUGCUUUCCCCGGCAGGGGUAGCGCUCGGUGGGAAAGAGGUCGUGGGACGGCUUGAUGCAUGGGUGCAGGAGCGGCUAAGUCGGUAUAAGUGGUUGAGGGGGGGAAUCGCUUGUGUGACGACGAUUCCAAAGUCGCCAACUGGAAAAGUGUUGAGGCGGCUGCUGGUGGAUGAGUACGAAAGGGAUGAGAAGGGAUGCUCAAUUCUAAAACCUCGAGUUCAUUCUGAGGCCGGAAAAAGGCCGGACAGAGACCUGUCUCCCAGUCAAACAUACUGGUUAACAUUCUCAGAGUUGGCAAUGAACUACGACAGUGAUGGCAGACAACACCUUCCCUUUCGGUUCCCGAACCAAGUCCAGCAUCAACAACACAAUACUACGUCAUACAGUCACAUAUCUGCAAGCAACAGCAACAUAGCGACAGCUGGCCUCUGGCCCUCAGAAUACCGUAACAACUGGCAGCAAGCGUCAUUGCAAUUAAUUUUCAAUAUAAUGGUGAUAUUUGGCUUGCGCAUUAAGAUGGUUGUACAUUAUGAUCAAUUUCGAAAUGGUAGUGUUUUACUGGUGCUUGCAAGUCCCGCGUCCCAUUCCUUUUCUGCGAUUGCACCUCAGGAUAAGGACAUACAUUUGCAGCAGGGUGAGGAGGUAAGGUUGAAUUCAGAGCCUGAGGAGGAGAUGUGGGCGAGUGAGAGCGAACCUGGCUUCGAUCACUCUGGAUCUGAGGAAGGAGCGGGAGAUGUAGAACAAGAAGAGCGAGAGCGGGCCAUGUUUGCAGCUGGGGAAAGGAAGGAGAGCGAGGAAAGGCGAGAGGAGUGA
Molecule: messenger RNA, 2313 nt
Organism: Suillus bovinus
Lineage: Eukaryota; Fungi; Basidiomycota; Agaricomycetes; Boletales; Suillaceae
Exons: 18
Coding region: 1-2313 (770 amino acids)
Biological process (GO): secondary metabolic process
Molecular function (GO): CoA-ligase activity
Source: RefSeq, a predicted model, not a curated record